AUGGAUUCUCUCACGACACAUCCGGCGACCGCGCAACAGGCCAAAGCCUUCACGUCUCCCGCGUCACUGUCCUUCCCUGGUGGAGCCGGUGAUCUGACGCCUCCGUCUGAGAAAGAUGGACAGUCCCAACCGAAUAACGGUGCGAACGGCUUCGUGAACGGUUCCCAGCCGGUCGCUAAUGGAGGUUCAGCAGGCAACGGGGUGAUGCCCGCGACGCCGGCAGCGACUCCAGGUGCCACUCAGGGAGUGAGCGGCAUCGUUCCAACGUUGCAAAACAUCGUCGCCACCGUCAAUCUCGAUUGCCGCUUGGAUCUCAAAACCAUCGCCUUGCAUGCCCGCAACGCCGAGUACAACCCAAAGCGUUUCGCGGCCGUCAUCAUGCGUAUUCGCGAACCCAAGACGACGGCUCUCAUCUUCGCUUCGGGCAAGAUGGUCGUGACGGGUGCCAAAUCGGAAGAUGACUCGAAGCUUGCCUCGCGCAAGUACGCUCGCAUCAUUCAGAAGCUUGGGUUCAACGCCAAGUUCACCGACUUCAAGAUUCAGAAUAUCGUUGGGUCGUGUGACAUCAAGUUCCCGAUUCGACUUGAGGGGUUGGCCUCGCGCCAUCACCACUUCAGCUCCUACGAGCCGGAGUUGUUCCCGGGUCUCAUCUACCGCAUGAUGAAGCCGAAGAUCGUGCUGCUCAUCUUUGUGAGCGGGAAGAUCGUCCUCACUGGCGCAAAAGUCCGUGAGGAGAUCUACCAGGCAUUCGAACUGAUCUAUCCGGUGUUGUCAGACUUCCGCAAGUCAUGA
This is a messenger RNA of Eremomyces bilateralis CBS 781.70, 792 nucleotides long. RefSeq names its product TATA-box-binding protein. NCBI's taxonomy places the organism in Eukaryota, Fungi, Ascomycota, Dothideomycetes, Eremomycetales, Eremomycetaceae. Gene Ontology annotation, molecular function: DNA binding; RNA polymerase II general transcription initiation factor activity. The record is from RefSeq and is a predicted model, not a curated record. The transcript is spliced from 4 exons. The coding region runs from base 1 to 792 and encodes 263 amino acids. Gene Ontology annotation, biological process: DNA-templated transcription initiation.